Molecule: messenger RNA, 1005 nt
Organism: Physella acuta
Lineage: Eukaryota; Metazoa; Mollusca; Gastropoda; Physidae
Product: protein draper
Molecular function (GO): scavenger receptor activity
Source: RefSeq, a predicted model, not a curated record
AUAAAUCAGGCCUCUAUGUGUGAAUCCCUUAUCAUAUGCUUUGAACAAAGCACGCGAUUUGAAAAUGGGAAACAUGACUCUAAUACUUACUUUGUGUUGCUGUAUGUUGGUGUUUACUGCUCAAGGUAACAAGGCUCCAACUAAAUUCGCGCCACUCAAAGUUGGGGACAUACUCAAUGUCCCCUUUAAUUGCCACUGUGAGGACAAAAAAUGUAAUGAAACUGGUCACUGUCUCAACGGAUCAUAUUGUGAAAAAGGCUGGUUCGGUAGCAGGUGUCAAUAUGUUGACUUGGCCUCAAAUCCAUCAGACAUACUCCUAGACGGCAAUGACAGCACGUGCAACCCAGACGUGGAUAUUGCCAUCGUAGACUUGCACAGACAAAUCCCGUUUCACUGGCUUAGACUCGUCUCUGAUGUUGCGAAUGGCAAAGUUUUAGCAGAACCAUCACACACUUUGAGAGUGUAUUUCCACAACUCUGAAAAUCCCGAGGCGCCAUCUGUGAUCAAGUGCAACGGUAUGAAAUAUGAACGGGUCAACGAUCGAACUGUUGACAUAAGCUGUGAUCUGACUUCAACUGUAGACCUAGUUGUCUUGUCAGGGGGCGUUGUGAAGUCACUCUGUUCUAUAUACAUCAGUGGAGCUUGUCAAAGCGGGUACUAUGGCCCCGACUGCAAAAGUAAAUGCUCAGCUUUCUGCCUGGACCGUGACUGUGACCCCGUCUCGGGUGACUGCCUCAUUUGUAAGCCCGGCUUUCAAGGUCGUUUGUGCAAUGAAGAAUGCCCAGCAACUUUCUACGGUCAGAACUGUGCCAAGAAAUGCUCUGUCAACUGCCUUGAUCAGCUGUGCUACCACGAGAAUGGAAAAUGUGUUGCGUGUGUGGACGGUUGGUCCGGUGAUUAUUGCCAGGACAAAUCACCAGCAAAAGCAAAAGCGACCUGAUUCAAUGCAGUCAUUGGCUAACUUGUGUACGUGUAACUACACAAUAAAAUAAAAUUCAGAUUUUG